AUACGGUGGACUCAUCGCCGCCACCCGCUCGAACCGCAGCCCCCGGAAACCCCGGACCAUCCAGCAAACUCGCUUGCAUCAUGGACGCACCGCUCUCACAGAGUAUGGACUCCGUCAACACGGUAGCCACCGGUGAAGACGAGGUGCGCACCUUGUUCGUGAGCGGCUUGCCGAUGGACGCCAAGCCGAGGGAGCUAUAUCUGCUCUUCAGAGCAUACGAGGGGUACGAGGGGUCCCUGUUGAAAGUCACGAGCAAAAAUGGGAAAACAGCGUCGCCGGUGGGUUUCGUGACUUUUCACACGAGGGCCGGCGCCGAGGCAGCGAAACAGGACCUUCAGCAGGGGGUUAGAUUCGAUCCUGAUAUGCCACAAACCAUACGUUUGGAAUUUGCAAAAAGUAACACAAAGGUUAGCAAACCCAAGCAACCAGCCGCUGCAGCAGCCACCUCGCACCCUGCUCUGAUGCACCCUCUAACUGGACACCUAGGAAGCCCAUUCUUCCCUGGUGGUCCUGAAUUGUGGCACCAUCCACUGGCAUACUCGACCGCUGGCGAAUUACCCGGCACGCUGCAACACGCGACGCUGGUGCAUCCGGCGUUACAUCCUCAGGUCCCCGCGCCCAUGUCUCUGCCGCAUCCUACGACGCUGACGUCGAUACACGCGUCGCUGCCCCAUUUCCUACCUUCGCCGGCACUGGCAUCGCCGGUAGGUUCACCCUCGUCCCAGCCGAACAUAGCAGUGAGCAACGCGCCCUGUUCCACCUUGUUCGUGGCGAACCUCGGCCAGUUCGUGUCCGAGCACGAGCUCAAGGACAUCUUCAGCAGUUUUCCUGGUUUCUCCCGGCUUCGUAUGCACACGAAGGGAGGGUCGCCAGUGGCCUUUGUCGAAUACCAAGACGUUCGCUACGCGGCCCAGGCGAUGGCCACUCUCCAAGGAUCCUUUCUCCUCUCCUCCGACCGGGGAGCAAUACGAAUCGAAUAUGCAAAGUCAAAAAUGGCCGAGGUGGGCUUUACAAAUCUCUGGAUCGAAGGAUCAAAGAGAGAAGAAAACGGGCAACCUUAAGAUCGACAUCAACGGCAUGUAAGAGGAACGAGGGAAGACCAUGCGUGCUUACACCCCGGAAUGCAACGAUCGUCAAGAGACCCGGAUUCAGUUGUUUGCGCAAUGGUAACGAAGAAAACAUCGACGAACAACGAAUCCACGACAAACGGUUCGGCAGGUUUCCAGAGCAAAUCGACCGAGUUGCUCGAGAAAUCGUUGCGAAGACGGAAGAGGCAAUAUGCUAGCGCAGGAAUAAUCACGGGAAACCGAGAAAGAAAAGAAACUAAAAUGGGGUGGGAAUAUAUCGAAAGGAAGAGAAAGUAAAAAGCACGUGCGACAAAAAUGAAAAAAACAGAAAAACAGAGUAACAGAAAUAGAAACAAGAAAGUAAGCAUUCGCGUACACGCAAUAAAAAAUAAAAGGGGAAAAAAUACAAAGAAACACGCAUAUAGAGGAAGAAAAUGAGAAAGAUCGGGGAUUAACGAAAGACGAGGCAGGGGUGUGUCUGCGUGUGUAUGGUUCGAGCCUCGUCUCGCGAAAAUCAGCACCACGACAAGUAGGGGAAAGAGAGAAACGAAGAAUAAACGGAACAAAAAAAAAAAAAAGAAUUCUUAUAAAUUGCGCGGAGCAACGGCGUUUUAGAUUCGCGACUCGCGGGGGGCCCAAAAUAAUCGCGUAUAUAUGAUAUUCCUAGGUAUAUAUAUUUUUUAACGACUUAACUUAUCGAUCUAUUUCGAUUAGCCGUGUACUACCUUGUCUAUUUAUUUUCCACCGAGUCUUGAUUGCGAUCAACGACGACGACGAAGCGAGAGACACGAAUAGAAGAAAAGAAAAAAAAAAUACGAAAAAAGAAAAAAGAUGAAACGAGAAGAAUACACGAGAAGGAAAGAGACACGAUACAUAUACACACACACACACACACACAAACACACGCACACGCGAGAAACACGAAAGACACGCGAGAAAACGAGACGGAAGAAUCGUCGCGUCGGUGCGAGCUCGCGCGAAGCGUCGUAACGCUCUAGCGAAUUUCUACGCAGAGGCGGUCGCACGUUGCGAUUUCGACACUCGUGACACCAUUUUCUUUCGCAUAUACGCAUCUACGCGCAUACACGGAUACACAGAUACACGAACAACACACGUAUAUACAUACGUUAGAUACAUACAUACAUACAUACAUACAUACAUACAGAAAGAGAGGAGAGAAGCGUAAAAGCAGGAAGGCACUGUUGAAGUCACACGCGCACGCAUAUAUAUAAAUAAUUGUUCACACGUACACGGAGGAACAUACAGAGUCCACAGUCGCGAAAGAUUCUUUUAGGAAAAUCGAGCCCCGCGCUGUUUUCGAGCAAAUUGUUUUGGAAGAGGAAAGAGAAACGAAACGGGUUGGAAAUUUAUUGUAUAAUGCAGGUUGAUGCAAUUACUCCCGGAGAGACAGAGUAGUUUUGUUGUAGCACGCUCUCUUUAACCUGUUAACUGGAUCGUUUGUUGAAACGAACGUAAACGUUUGGAAAGACAUUGCCCAUCUAUUCGAACGUUGAGAGAAUGAAUUUCUAUUUUGCUGUUUCGUAUAGAAAAAAAUUGAUAAGUGUAAUAGAGGAGAAGGAGAGUAUAGAGAACGAAUAUCUAUUUUACUUUUUUAAGGUAAUAAGAGAAAAACGACGGGGAUAGAAUAACGAAGAAACAGUUUGAUAUUUUAACGAACAGCAACGAACGGUAUCGUUUUAACUCCUUGGCUCACGGCGUUCGUCCAUAUUCGCGAGAUUGCGACGCGUGAGAUAAAAGUUACGAUCUUUUCUCGAUCGAGAAAAUCGAGGACCACGAAACGUAAAUUCGUACGCGUAAUACAACAAUUGGAAGAGGAAAACGCGAAAAGUGGCAACACGAUUCGACUAAAGUAUGCAGCGGAACGAUUAUGUCGGAGGGAAAAGCAAACAAGCAAAGUUAAACAUACCUGUAAGCAUAAAUAAAAAGAAUCGCGAAGCAUGGAGUUAAAGCAAAGUACUUAUAUAUAUAUAUAUAUACAUAUGUAUAUACAUAUAUUUUUUUUAAAAUACAAGAAAAAGUAAGUUCAUUCGUAUCGAAAGCAACUUGUUCGUGAAAGUAAAAUACCGAAUUAUAUAUUUCCUAAUUAUCGAAGAUUUUGAAAAGCAACCAUCCAGCCGAUCGCCAGUUAACAGAUUAAAAGUGACGCAGCCAGAGAAAACUCGAGAGAAAUCCUAUCCUAGUAUCUAUAAAUAACUGAAGAAGCGUACGUAUGGAUAUACCGAUUCGACUCGUAACGCAUUCGUUACAUCUCCGUUUCGUACGAGAAUUGCCAGCAAACUCGAAUCGCGUCCAUUAAUCCCGGGACGAUGUAAUUCGACGGAGGCGUGACUCGUCUCGUGUCACGUAACUCGCGUGCUCGCGAACCACGAACCGAGGGAUUCGCGUGGAGAACAACGUCCGACGAAGAAGAGAACGAAACUGAAACGAAAGAGCGAAGGCAGACGCGGUGGCUCGUAGACGAAAUUGCAUAAUAUAGAGAUACAAAAGAGACGAAGACGAGUACAUCAAGCUUAAUACCAAAGGUGCCCUAAGAAGCGUGUAUUUAUGUUUUAUCAUUGGCGCGUCGCGAAAAGGCGAGCAUAUACAUUUAAUUAUGUAUCUUGUUAAGGAGAGUCUAAUAUCCUAGACGAGAGUGGCGAUGAACGACAAGCGUGAAUCGGACAAGCGUGAGUGAGAACGAAGAGAGAAAAUACGAAUAUAGAAAUAGCGUGUCAGUGUGAGAAAGAGGGAAUGGUAUGAACGAAUGAUCGAUAGAAUGAUUGUGUUAAUUUACGUAAUAAUCUUAUACAUAUACAUAACGAAUGCGAACAUAUCAUAGGAUUAAGCAGUAGAGGGAAGAAAGUUAAAGUUCUCGUAAUAAGGAUAAAAAGAAAAAAAAGUAACUUUUAAAACGAUCUGUCUUUGUAGUGGCGCGGAUAGACAGAAACGAGGAUACGAAGGUGGUGUGUGCCCUGCGUGCUAGAUACGACGGCCAACUCGGCACGUAAUUUGCCCAAGUGCCUUCCCGUUGGUCGAGUCAUGCUGUAAUUCGUACCGUGUAUUAUUCGUCUCGUCCCGAUUUCAAACGUCGAACUCCCCCCUCUCCCUAUUCUCCCGUAAAUCCAUAUUACGUAUUGUACGUAUACCAUACGCAUUAAAGUACGAAAAGAGAAAAAAGAAAAAAAGACAAAAAAAAAAAGAAAAGAAGAGAAAAAAAGAAUGGUGGAAGGAGAAUAGUCGCGCAGAGUCCUGAAUUACAGGAAGACGCUUCUUCAAAUUAAAAACUCUUAACUGAUCCAAAGCUGUUCGAGCCUGCCUGAUAGUUUUCUAUCGCCUCGUCGUUUUCUACUUAGACUUUUCUCCUCGAAGGACGGAGAGCUGCCGCAUCGACGCGUGUUCCUCUAAUUAAUAUUUCUCUGCUCGACGAUCGUCCCGUUGAUAGAAUCCACGUUAACUAUCCCGUACAAAAUGGGUUGAGAAGGAAUAAGCGGAAAGAGAACGAAGGAAAAAUUUCGCCGGCAUAUGGUAAACGAGAAAGACUAUUUAAAGAAGAAAGCGAGAGAAAACAAUCGAGAAAGUUCGUCAACGGUGAUCGAAAGAAUACUCCUCUGUGUAUAGCGCGAUGGAAAUAAUGGCAUAUUUUUCUCGUAGAUUCCUCGAAUUUUAUCGCCCGAACGGCUUCCCGAGUCGAUCGACAGCUUCUUUUCUCAGAGUUCACAGCCAAUCAUCGUGCUGAUUAAAUAUGAUCCUCGUCGAACAACCACUGGGCAUUUAUUAUACGCAUCCGCAAUUAAUAGUGGCGAGUGGUGAUUAAGUGGUGUAAAGGUGUAAUAGAGAGUGGUAGAGAGUGUUAACCGAACCGUGUGCACGUCAAUGGCGAGAAAUUACGAUGAAAGCGAAGAAUUCAUCGCCGGUGAAGCUAAUUCACACUGUGGAACGGCUAAUUUCACGAUUGGCGUUCAAAAGACACUUCGUCAGCGACAUGAGCCGACCGUCGUAAUUGCUCUCGAGCGUCAGAACGCUCCUUUAUUUUUCUAUUUUCCAUGAAAACACGAGCCGAGAAGAAAAGAAAAGCACACUCCGAGGGGAGGAAAAACGAGAGUGUCGUGCACAGUUUUAUUCCGUGCACGAUUGUAUUCGUGUCGAGAUGAGAGUUACGGAUGUCUUUAGCGUCGUCGAUCUUCUCGCGAUCGUGCCUGAAUCAAUCGUUCGAAAAAUAACGAAGCGACUGAAAAUCUCGUUGCUCGACGAAGAUGCAUCUUUCAGAGAAAAAAAAAUCUAUUUGUAGUUCGUUUCUGAUGAUUUUUAGCGAAAUUUAGGAUUUUUCGAUCCUAUAUAUAAAUCGGAAUCGAAUUUCCGUGAAUCAUUCUAGAACCUUUAUGUUUGACCAAUUUCUUUCUAAAAUUAGCUAGCGUGUAUAUACUAUGAAGAAAAUUCUAUUUAAUUAUAUAUUAUAAUAACCGCUACUGUCGUCGAAAUUCCAUUAACGAAUUAUACGAAGAGUUAUAUAUUUCAUUAUAUACAAAAUUAUUAUACGAAUCGCUAUUCGUGCUAUUGCUAUGCGUUAAAAAUUCUACCUAACAAAUAUUAGAUUAAUUUCUAAUAUCGACGCAACACGACUAAAUCAAAUUAUUAGGACAAUUAUUCUUUAUAACUUAUAACUUAAGAAAGUAGCUCGACCGCGACAAAUUUUCCUCUUUUUACUGAAUUUUUGCCGGGCAAGCAGUGUCGUUUGAAGGUCCAGGCGGAACAAACCGCCUUUCUAUCUGGCUUUCUUACCGCGAAAUAAAAAUCUGCCUGACCUGAAAGAAGAACUUGGCCGGUCCGUUUGCAGAGAACUGGACCGUCGCAAAAAUUCAGAGCGAGACGAGGUGUCCCUUGACGCUGGAAACGGUAAACGCAGCUCGUCGGGCAACGAGAUCACUCGGGAAGAAGUGUGUCAGCAAUCUGAAGGCUCGGUGAAACAAUUGAAAAUGGAACGGGCAACUUUUAAAAUCGGCUCGAAGCUUUCGGCGAUGCCGCGAUGAUUUUUCCAAUUCUAAGGAAACAUGUCGCUGAAUCGAAGAUGGAACGAAAAACAAGGAGAAAGAGAGAGAGACGAAGAAACGAAAGUAUGUAACGCGAGGUUUCAGGGUUGUCACUUUUCUGAUACAUAUCGUUAGAUCGUUAAGAGCUUGCCGAGCAGGUCGUUUAAAGGUAGAUAAUUGUCCUGGAAAGCGUUUACUCGUCGUUCAUUAUGAAAAUGAAGCAAAAAAAAAAAAAGAACGGGAAUUCUCAUCCAGCGUUCUUUUGUCUUUUAUCAAUCUUUUCAAAAAGGAAAGGAAAAGUGAGUGGAUAUAAAAGAGAAGUUAAUUCCUUUCGGCCGUGAUGAAUGUAUAUUUUAAUAUUGUUUUUACUGUAAAUAUAACUAUAAAAUCGGAGACGGAGAGAUUCAGCGAUGCACGAAACAAAAUCUUCACAGAAAAAAAGAAAAAAGAUAGGAAUUCUUCGUUCUCGUCUUUGUUUUUAAAAAUUUGUUUCGAGAAGAUUAAUUAACGCGUGUAUCAGCUACAGGGGUACUUAUUAAUAUCAUUCGAUCUACCUUAAAGCGAAGACCUUUCUUUUACGAAAAAAAUCUCACAAAACGAUUUUACGAAGAUCGAGAGAACGUUUCAAAAAAGAAGGAAGGCCGUUUUCAUACCGUUACGAGAUGGUAGUGCAAUUAUCCUGGAAAGUAAUCCGUGUGAAAUUGGCCAGAUAUUUGGCUCUGAAUGGAACGAUUUCGGUAAACGCUCUCCGGAUGAUUGUUAGUGCAACAAAAAAAAAACAAAAAAGAAAAAAGAAAAAAGUGUGUAAACCGCUUAAAUCCGUGAACUCGUCGAUCCAUGAACAUAUCACCGAAUUUCUGACUCGUUAGAGUAUCGUCGAUGUAUAUAUACAUAUACAUAUAUAUAUUCAUUAUAGAUGGUGACUGAAUAAUUUUUGUCCUGAUAGUCGGUAUAGAAAAAUGUGAAAAAGGUUUUAUCGAAUCUCCUCGGAUGCUCUCUUAAGUGUGUCUUGAACUAUAUACAUAGUUAUAUAUAUAUAUAUAUAUAUAUAUAUAUAUAUAUAUGUAUGUAUAUAAUAAAUUUAUUAAAACAAAUUGUUUUACAUUGGUAGCGGGGAAGCGUGGUUUCAAAGGUAAAAGGAGUUAGUCAAUUCGUCUGUGCAAGCGUUCCCUUCUAAACGAGAGUCAUCGUGAUUUUAAGGAAAACACGGAGAAAAAAUAAAACGAGAGACACGCAUUAUGUGAUCUUCGGAAACGACGGAAAGUAUAGCCUAAGUUGUAAAAUCCAUGCGAGGCCUUACAUUUGCGAAUUCGGAGAGAGCGACGACGCAAAAAAGAAAAAGGAAAAAAGAGAGGAGAAGUAUGAAACGGCACAGAUUCGUUUGCCCUUUGUUAUAAUCGUUAUUAUAAUUAAUUUAUUAGAAAAGGAAAGGAGCAAAGUGAGUGGCAAAAAAUGGGAAUUAAAUCGAGUAUCUUCGAUUCCCAAGAAAAAAUGGUUCUUCCCCAAAGAAAACGAUUCUUCUUCGUCACCUUGUACUUUUUCUUCUUCUUCUUCUUCUUCUUCUUCUUCUUCUUCUUGGGGGAAUCGUUCGUCGUCAUCGAUCCUUCUUUCGAGUCUUCAUCAGGUCCCAUUAGAUCCGCGGAUUAUUGAAUCGAGCGUAAUUCGAACUGAAUCGCGAACCGUGACUACCGACGUGGAAAAAAGAGGAAAACGAAGGCUCUCGAAUGCCUUUCCCAGGGCAACGUAUUCGCUUGACCUUAACGUAACAUAUCAUUUUACAAUUAAAAAAAAAAAACAAUAGUUGUACUGCCCAAGAUAGAGAGUGAAUGAACGUGAUCUGCGUAUAUAUGUGUGCGUAAGUGUUAUUAACCGUAACGUGUGAGUGUUGAACAAUUUCUAGCUAAUUCGAGGGACGAUCCACGCGAUUCCACGCGUCCGUAUUUCGGCCCGAAAAAAGCAAAGUAAUAUCGUACAACAAACGCGUGAAACCGAACACACCAAAAUACACAAGAAGCGAUUACUCGUGUGAACGCGCGUUUAUCGUCGAUGUCGCGCGUGACGACGCAACGUUCUGUCGUCGACAAAUUUUCAUUCGAACCUCACUCUAUUAAAAAAGAAAAAAAAAAGAAAAAAAUAGGAGGAACUUAAGAAUUGCGACGACGCUUCGGAAAGAAGAAGCAUCGUCGCGGUGUUAAAAAGUAUAAUUCUUCGGCACUCGCGGCCAAGCUUUUGCUACUUUUGUAUGAAAACGACGAAAAAAAAACUUACUUAUUACGCCACUGAAGCUGUGAGAAAUCUGGAAGACUAAAAAAAAGAACAAGAAGGGAUGUGUUAAAGGAAGAAAGAUAGAACGGCAUGCACGAAGUCGCGAUCGAGCGACACGAUUUUUCGAUAUCCAGCUACUCGUAUCGCUUGCUGCGCUAUUAAUUACUCGACAGCUCAGUCGCGUUCCAUUGGCUCGUUUUGGAUCUUUUUCUUCUUUCUCUUCGACUUUGUCGGCAGCGCGUCCACGAUCUUGAACUAUUUCCGCGAAAAUAGAUACAUAGACAAAGUCAUUGAAAUUAUAAAAUUGGUUAUAUCAUUAAGAUAUCCUGAUUGUUCGAAGGAUACGCGAACGAUCGACUCUAUUGCUGUUAAGAGUUCGUUUAAAUUAUAGAAAUGCGAGGGUUCCUAAGAGAUUAAAGGGCUCUGAGAAUCUUUAAUCACAGAUCGAAGAACUUUCAAAAUUCAAAGGAAAAUACAUUUUUGAUAGUACAAUUGAAAGGAAUUAGAAGAGAUCCAAAAAUUCUCCUUAAAUCAUAUUUCGAAACGAUAAUUCUACCAACUAAAGUCAGUCGAUUUUCAUCAAAAUUCGCCGAUCAUACUUUCGAUGGGUAAUGUUUCUUCGUUCCGAUAAAAAUGCGGAAAAGUAGGAUUUUCGUCGUCGGAAACAAAAAAAAAACAGAUCUAACGCGUAUCGAGAAUAGCCCAAAACGAGCUGAAGGAAUCGCUUUCACCGAAGACAACCAGCGAAACUAGGAAAGAAUAGAGAAAUAUUCAACGAUAAGAAUACGCAAUUGUUAGAUUGGACUCGAGAGAAUCAAAGUUUCUUCUUCGACCGUGUAUUUUUCGUUGUACAGACACAACCAAAAUUAUUAAACCAUCGAAAUUGAAAUUUAUAUCUCGACUACGAUCCAUUCGGUGAAAAAAACCACUAUCGAUACAAACCUGGAUAUAUUACGUUAAAGAGGAGGAAGGAAUCAACGAUCGUGUACAACAAAAAAUCACGAAUAGAAGAUAGCGAAAGCUGAAUAAACGAACAACAGGAGAAAUCGAUUCCGUGCGUGAUACGAAAAUCAACCGAUGUAACUGGUUAAUUCGCAACGCGAAAGGAACAUUUGCAAUGAGGUUCGCUCGCUCGCGAUGAAUCGUUUCGAUUGAAUCUAAAAAGUGCUUUACAAGUGAACUAAGGAAACUCAUAUCAGUAGGCAGUACGCUAUACAGUUUACAAUUAUAUAGAAUGGCAUUUCGCAUAAGGAUUAGUAGAAACCAAUAUAAAUACGGAAAGUAUAUAUAUAUACAGAUAGCUAUAUAUAUAUAUAUAUAUAUAUAUAUAUAUAUAUAUUGAAGUAAAGGAAACAAAUAUAUAUAUAUGUUUAUCAUACGUCGUGAACGGAAUGACGAAGAGGAGAGAAAAGAGAAAAGAGAGGAGGGGGGAAGAGAGAGAGAAAAAAAAGAAGAUAAAGCAAAGUACACGCGAAUCAGAUAUUUUGUACUGUGACUAAAAAAUUAUUCUAACGAGUCCGUUUUUGUUUCUUUUUUACAUACGUAUAUGUAUAUAAUAGAUAUGUAUAUGUAUACACGCGAAAGCACAGGCAAUGGAUCACGAAGAAAGAACCCGAACGAGGCUGACCAACCGUGUGAUCGAGAGCUUAUAGAUUGUGGAUCCCUUGGAUCAUGUUUUUUCACGCCAGCUAAAAACAAACGACGAAAUCAAGAAGAAUUUCCAAGAAAUCGACUCUCGUGGAUCGUGUAACGAACGUUAACGAACAAUCGGGGGACGUAAUUCGUCCGAAGAGCGUGGCAAGUCUUUAUCGUGUUUCCUUAAGAACGAAGAGGAAGAGUCCAUCGCGGCGACAACCGUCAAACUAUCGAUAAAAGGCAGAAGCGUUUAAGAAAGCACAGGUAAGAAGAUGCGAUGGAGAAAAAGAACAUGAUUUUCCGCAUGAUCCUGUACAAUCUACAGGAUAUUUUCUACGGAACACGAAGAAGAUUUUUAUGCAAUAGGAAAAGGAACGAAGAAAACCUGCGUUCUCUUUGUUUAAACGGAGGAAAUAUAUAUAUAUAUAUAGCUGACGAACACCAAAGACAUCGAUACGUAUAUCUAUCCAAAGAUCGCGAGGAUAUUUAGACGGCAGUGUUGUGUCAUCAUUGUGAUACGGUGUUAUAAUAAAUCGUCGAACACCCUGUGAACGGUGAAAAGUCGUGUUCGGCCGAAGGAAGAAACAAGACGUGCGAGCUCGAAAUUUCGAAACGAGGAACAGGGCCGACGAAUGGAAAUACACGGAUGAAAGAUAGAGAAACGAAAAACCUGCCACAUACACAGAUAAAAUAGAUCCCGAAUCCGUCCUAACGAGACGACGCGCUGAAAAUCGACGAAUCUCCCGGCCGGCGCGUAUCAGCGCCGCGAGUCCGAGUUUAAGAAAAGUAGGCCAGUCUCUCGAAACGGUAUUUUUCCAAGCAUCCGAGAAAUUAUUUUUGAUCGCGUAACCUCGCUCUCUGUCCACGAUAUUCUUCACCGGAACGCUGGUUAGACCGAAGCAAACGUGUCCAUAGGGAGGCCUUCGGGUGUCGAGCUACCGAGUUUCGAGCGUUUCAUUCCGUAAAUCGUGACCACGAGCUCGCACGCCUUGUAAAUCGAUAAGCGGGAGGAAGGUAAAAAUGACCGUAUCUCGUGACCAAGUUUCUCAAACGAUAUUACGUUUUGAUAGGAUCGAAGUGUAAGAUGGAGGAGUGGGAAUAGAGGCUGACCACGACGACACGAAUGCUCAGCGUUCCACCGAGAAGGGAAGGAAGAGGUAUUCUUAAUGGAAGAAGUAUAGCGCAGCCGUGAAAUAACGGCUGAACAUGUUUCGAGCGUCUAGGUAAGAAAAUCGAUGAAAGUAUAAGAAAUCGAAGGGCGGCACGUUCGCGUUUAACGUUAUAUAAUUAUUUCGCGAAAAAUAACAUUCGCAAAUUUCGACAUAUCUUUGAAUAAAUGUUAUCCGUAUUUAACGCAAUUAUCGCACGAAUGGAAAUUACAUUUGUGUAAAUAAAUUUCUAUAACUCGAAAGCGUCCGCAAAAGUUUCAUAGAUGAUCGAUGUUGCGAUAUAUUUGCGAAGGAUGUUGUAAUUUGGAUAAGAAAUAUUUGAAACGCGACGAAAUUCCAGGCAGUAAAGAUUACUCGCGAUUUAUUAACAUUUUAACUGGUAAUUUAUACGAUUUUAGAACUUGGAAAGAGAACCGUAGAAAUGUAGUAAUGGUCGGUUCUAAUCGUCGUUCGAGAGCGAUCGAAGCUUUGCAGAAUCUCGUGUAUCGUCGUCGAAAGCGUUUCAACGCUUAUUGCAACGAUGUUAUUGCGAAAUACGUGUUUCAAUUAUGCUUCGAUUUUCUAUCGAGGUAUAUAGAACGACUUUUUGAAAAAGGUUUUACGCGCGAUCGCGCCAUACUUCUUCCAGCAAUCGAGUAGGUUACAAGGAACGUCGGAAUAAAAGUGAUAGGAACGCGAAAUCUCGCGACCACGUACAAUAAGACAUAUCAUUUUUUCUAAUAUACCCGGACGACGUAGAUUCUCGUCUAAAUAGAUUAAAGGAAAAAAGAAGGAAAAGAAAAGCGAGGGGCUUUUGAAAGUCUUCGAAAAUUGUCCUCGAUCGAUCGUGACCUACCUUAUCGACAAUUUUUUCGAUCUUUCUAAUCAUUGAAAGUAAUAAGAAAGUGGUAAAAAGAAGAAAGGAGGAAUAGGUAAAGAAUUUAAAGGUAGAAAAUCGUCGAGUCCAUACAUUCCGAAAGUAUAAUACGACGCAUUAAUUAGGGACCGUAGCUAUCGUGUAUAAAUAUUUACAGAUAUUAGGCUCGGCUAUAAUUUAAACGCUAUAUUUAUUAUUAUAUACAAAGGUUUUAAGGUGUUAAAGAAAAAAAAGAACUUGUAACUCGUUCUAAUCUAUAAUAGCAUACAUCUCGUGAUGUUUUUUCUCGUCGAGUUUUUCGAACGUUUCGCGAUUAAAAAAACGUGUGUGAUCGUAGAUUGUUCGACGUAGUUGUUAUUCGAAAGGGAUUAAUAAUGUCGCGUGCGCUUCUUUUCCGUGCUCUAUGUGUUUUAGUUGCACAUCCGUCUGGCGAUGCUUCGCGUAUAUUAGCGGAAGUGACGUUGCCUGAAAGUAAUUUUUAUCCCUCUGAUUGACAGGAUGGAGUCGAGGCGAUCUACAUCGUAUAUUUCUCAAAUAACAUCGUCCCCAUCGAUCGCAACUAUCGUUUGUUACCGUUAAUCGUUAUUUAUAUGCAUUUACGGGAAAUUUGCAAAUACGGGACUUAUAAAACUAUAUACGUAACUUAUAAAAAUAUAUAAAAUAUCCAAAGUACGGUACUCUUUAUAAUUUCCAGUCUUUAUAAUUUGCAAAAAAUAUGAAUUCGCGUCAUUAUUUCCAAGAUAAUAUAAUCGAUUCCGACUGACUCCAUUCUAUCAGUUAUGUCGAUAAAUACACUGCUCAACGUAGAUAGUUAGAAAACGAUCUAUCGAUCUUACUUGUAAACAUAGAUAUUAUUAUUUAACAAAUCGUAAUUGAAAGUUUUCGUAUAUUAUACGCGUACACCAUGGUUUCGCAUACACGACACGCGAACAAUUUUCGCAAACCGAUGCAACCCAUAUGCACCACGAUGAAAGUGUGCGCAAUAAUUGCUUCUAUCCGACCUUGCAUCCGAGUUGAAGCCACUUUCUGCGUUUCAACAAUUCCACAGCCGAUUCUAUUCGGCCGCAAUUGGAAUCAACGCUCCGUAUCUCAUGCGUGAUAUCGUUCCCUGUAAACGCUCUCGUAGUUUCCUAGCAAUCGUUCCAACACGUUUUCUUAACACGAACGGCACAUCAAGAAAAUUUCUAACAGCCAGUCCUUGUCCCGAACAACAGCGGGAAAAGCGAUUCGAUCGAUAGGUAGACUACGAAUAACUUCGAAUAAUCUACGAUUCUAAUUAAAGCGCAAAUAGCAAUUUCUUCGUACGAUAUAUUUGACGAAAAAACGUAUUUAAAAAUAUCCUCUUACUUUUUAAACUUAUAAUUCGUAGAAUUAUAUUGAAAAAAAAAUGGGGCAUACAGCAAUUAAAUCUUUCUUUAUAUAAAUAUAUUUCACAAAAGUGAAAUAUUUCAGACUACAAAAUCUAACAACCACGUAACUACGCUUUAUCGUGUUAUUUUCGAACCUCGUAGCCCGAAGAACUAAAACCGAGGAAAUCUACCACCAAAUGAUUUACCAUAUAUUUUUGUACGAAUGGUGUACGAUAUAUGUAUAUAUGUAUUUUUUUUUUUUUUUUUUUUUUAUACUUCGAAUCAUUGAUUGUACCGAGCAGUGUAUUUCACCUUUCAACUCGAGAUUUGAAAAAGAGUCUCGCGGUAACGCGGAUGUUCCAUCCCAUUCAUUCCCGCGGACGAUCCGCAUGUCGAUAGUCAAUUCGUCGAUAUUUUACACGAAAAGAUAAUUCCUGACAGAAAUUGCCGCGUCGCCGAUCUCGUGACGUUGAUUCAAGUCGAUUAAUCGACUCUUCUAAUAAAACAAUUAGGAAAUUCCGUGAAACGUCUGCUUCGACGUUAUAUGUAUAUUACAUAUAGGUGUUUUUAUUCAAGGAAAUUUCAUUCUCGCUAUCAGAUGUUCUUUGCACAUAGGUACCUGAAAGGUUCGACUAUUUAUUAAUUUGUCAAGGCUGCGUAAACAAUCCCAAAGAAUAAAAGAUGCUAUUUUACGUGUCCGUGAUGGUGAAUCUCGUAGGUAUCUCUUAAGCGUGUAAUUAUCGUGGUACAGACGAACAGCGAUUCACAUAUCGUCAUGCGUCGCCGUCAUAAUUUUACUACGUGAAACUAAGUGGAACAAUGGAAAUCAAUUUUCUUUUUGUUUUGUAAAUAUUCGAUCAAAGAUUGUCUAAUAAAGAAAAGAAAAGAAUAAUCUACCUAUAGGAAAUUUUGAAGAAUCUUGGAUAGAAAGAAUUUCUGUAAAUCCUAAAUACAAUUUCAAAUGUAAAGAAAUUCGAACAGAGAAUCUCCGUAAGUUCCAAGAAAUCUUACACGGAGGAUCUUUACAAAUCCUGAGGGACGUUAGAUAGAAAGUAUCGGUAAAUUCUGAAAAAUCUUCAACAGAGAGUCUCUGCAAAUUGUGAGAAGUGUCGGAGGAUUGCUCUUUUCGGAGUUUUCUUACGUAAUAAAAUAACUACGGAAAUCGCAUAAACUUGCGAGAAAGUAUCGGUAAAUUUUGAAAAAUCUGCAAUAAAAAAAACUCUGAAAAGUGUUCGACAAACGAAUGCUCUGAAGGUCCUUAUAUAAUAGAAUAUCUGCGGAAAAUCCACACAAACUUGGGAGAAUUUUUGAUAAAAAAUUCCCCUAUGCUCUGGAGAACCUUCUGUAAAGAAGGAAGAUAGAUGUUGCAAAGCGAACCAUACAUAUCAAAUAAUAAACGAUAAUCUUCAUUAUCGACGUUUACAAUUGCGCAUAAAUGGGAUAGUUAUUAACGAUGGCCACGAUGACUGGCUCGAUCGUCCGUGGACAUUGAUUCCGACUAAUUAGAAUUAUAGAAGCCGAUUAAACAAGCCUCGAUCGAAGAAUCGAUUAACAACGAUGAUCACGAUGAUAUUGGAACGAUGAAAUUGUAAAAUAUCGCAGAAGUAAGGAAAAGGAGGGGGGUGGGGGAAAUAUUACACAUGGGAAGACACGAACCAAAACAAAGAAAGUCUACACUUAUUUAACAACGCACUCGAUAAUGUAUGCGAACGAUGAAUACAAGAAUUCGAGAUCUACUUACUUAUAUAGAUAUUUAUGAUAUUCGUGAUAAACCGAUAGGGUCGAAGCAGAUGAAAGUUAUAUAAAAGGCAAAGGAAGCGUGUGAAAUUAGUAGAAUCGAUGUCUACGCGUCGAACGACGUUUAUAGAAUGGGUGCAUCGUCGAAGGAGAACGAUAAACGUUAUUAUGGUUGAGUUAAACACCGAAGUUUAACAAUGUAACGAUGUACAGGGUGGUUCGUCAUUGAUGAAACUUAUUUAACGAUCGAUUUAGCAUUGAAAAUUAUUCUUUUUAACUGUAAAUUAUAAUUUUAUAUUAUAGCUGCUCUGUUUUUUAUAAUAAUUAUACGUCUCUAAUGUUGCUUGUAUUUUUUCGAAAGAGUAAUAUUCUCUUUAUUAUUGACUUCUGAUUUCAAAUAAAUCAACUGUAAUUUAAACACAAUCGUGAUCUAGUUUUGACGUUUUUCGAUGCUUAAUCGAUCGUUAAAUUAGGACCUAAGAAUAACGAAACAUCUCGUAUAUGUAAAAAGAAAAUUCUUGAAAAUAUAACAACGUUUCAAUGUUCAUAAUUAGCUGUUUAAAUAAUAUCUUAAAAAUGCUGUCUACUUCGGGUUUCGGAAGAUCAUCGAUAAGCGCCUUUUAAAAUAAGUUGUAUGAUUUUUAUUUUUCACCAGCGAGAUAAUUGCCUCGACGGAAGGCGCGACGAAAAUUAUUCAAACACAUUGUGAAACAGAAACUGGUGUUGCACAAUUCCAGCCUUUCGUAACAAUGUUCGCAAACUAGACGCGUAAAAGGUCUACUUUCCAUCUACUAAUUUACCACUAAUUAGCUACCAUCCGCUUAUGAAUCGCAACGAACGCGACUCCAAAUCACUGUUGCGUGCUUAACACCACUUAACUUCGACUUCUUGGUACGAAAUUGUACUAAAUUAUGCGCAUAAAAAGUGAUUAACGAUGAAAAGAAGGAAAAUACGAAGAACCUCUUACGCGCAAAAAAUCAGCUGUAAUUAAGUAGCCUGGCAUUGGUAAUCUAGAAUUUCUGGAACAAGGUAAAAGAUCUACCUUCUAAAUUCUACUUUUUAAAGCUUAAUUAGUCUCCGUUCAAGAAGGCGAUUUCCAACAUUAACUUACGACAGAUAGAUACUCGCGUUUAAAUAUUUUAUCGAAUAUUCGUUUUUCUAUAAUCUAAUAAUUUACAUAAUCGUAUAUCCAGUAAAAUAAUGAAGAAAACGUGAAAAAUAUGUAGAACGUAAAAUCGAAACGUAAAAGACUUGAAAGCUGUUUAUCCUCCGUACUUGUAUUUCGUACUAUACGAUUAAUUAUUCGCGUCGAUUAUCUUCUCUAGAACUUAUUAAUUUAUUUAAUUAUGUAUUUAAUAACAUUUAUGUAUUUACCUACAUAGAAAGCAAAGUUUCAACGUUCUUACUAUCCCAUAUCGUACCAAUAAUACGAUAUAUUUAAUCUCGUUUUCUCUAACUUAUUUAUUGAUAUUUAUAAUCUUUGUGAUUUCGCAACAACCAAAGACAAGAUACCUGUUGUAUUGAUAAUAAACCGCGUAUUUAAACGAAAAUUAUUUAUAUCCAAAAAGAAAGAGGCAUUUCAUCGUUGAUAAGCACACCUAAACAAACGUCGUUCGUUGAGUAGACAUCUGUGAAUUUGUAUCUGUGAAAAUCUAUACGUGUAAUCGUAGUAGCACUUUGUACUACAGUAUUUGUCCAUGUAUAAGAGAAAGGUUAAUCGCGUAGCAUAUGUCCCUGUAUUUAUUUGCCUGUUAGUUUUCUGUCCUGAAGGACCUAGCAUCAAGAUAUGUACGUUCUAAUAUUAAUAGGAAAAGAAAUGAUUUAUUAAAGAAAAAUGGAACAUUUAGAUAUUGGAAAAAAUGCCAGGGUCUAUGUAUAGUUGUCACUAUCACGCAAGCUUUGUGUAUGCAUUCGUUAUAUGCUGGGUAGGAUAGAUAAUCAGAUGACCGAAUGUUCCGAAUAUUCGACUCGAAUGAUUUCAUCGAAAUCCGAAUACUCGAACGAACGUGCUCGAUUUAUUCGAAUCAAACCAAUGAAUUUGAAUAUCGCCGAUCGUAUCAAAUAUCUUAAAAGAUAUUGGUUGAUAAUUUUAAGAUAUUUCUAAUUUUAUAUAUUAUUGUAGAUUAUUGGGAAAUUUAAUUGAAUUAUUCUUUUUUUUUUUUUUUUUUUUUUUGGUCCUUUUCUAUUUGUUGAUAAAAUUUUAAAUUUUGAAAAAACUCGAACGCAUCGUUUGAAAAUUCGAAUAAAUCGUAGUAGCAUUCAAAUAAUUGGAAAAGAAUUGGACAAUUUUCUAAUUGAACUUAUUCGAUCGAUCGAAUUAUUUCGGAUAUUGUUUGAAUGACAGAUUAUUCGAGUCAGAGUCCGAUAAGUCGAAUUCUAUCGGAUUCGAUAAGACGAUUUUUCAAUUAUUCAAUUCAUAUAGUCGAAUACUCAAUACGAAUCGAAAUCUAACCUCGAGUAAUCGAAUAUAUUUCGAGUGCUCUCGGGCAUUCGACUUUCAACGUGGUGUAAUAACACUCCGUUGGUACAUAAUCACUGAUUAUUUAAGAAAACACGUUAAAUUUUCCAUGAAAGUACAUAACACUAUCGAAUAUAGCGAGCCCGUGUAGGAAAACUAAACAUCGAAAGAAUAACUAGAAAGUCGAGCGGGAAGAUACUAUGAAAGUUUAAAUUUAAACUUCUUAGGUUAACAAUUUGUUAACUAGAAUUUUAUUAAAACAUGUAGGAUGAAAGUAUGUUACAAAAAUCGAUCGUUGAUUUAAUCAAGGAUGUCGAUUAUUAUUCUUAAGCGUUAUUUUAAUGUACAAACUUCGAUUAAUCGUUAAUCUCAGUUUACACGAAGUAGUCUGAAAAACAAUUGUAUGCGAGUAUGCGUUGAAAGAUUAUACUUUAAAAGAUUUACUUUCCAUAAAACCAUAAAAGCUACAAGCUCGACAUGUGUAACGAUAGGAAAAUUUGUAUUGGAAAGGAAACUAAAUUCACGUCAUUAUUCACGCAAAAUAGAAAUUAACGAACAGGAAACGAUGUUCGGUGACAUUUAUUGUUAGACUACGGGUUUUUAUGCAUUUAUAAGGAAUUUGAAAGUGCAAAAUUUCAGAGAAUGCGCAUAAUGUGAAAGAAUGUAUAAAUCAUCCAAAGUAUAUCGCUUUCUAUAAUACUUGGCAGAUGAAACAAUAUUUUACCAAGUCUGUGCUUUUUUAACUAUAUUAUCAAAAAAGUGAAUUUCCAUAAAAAUCAGCAGUCUAAUUAUUAUGUUAAUCGAAUCUAUCGUGUGUAACGUGAUUUAGAAAAAGAAAGAUAGCGACGUAUAUACAUAUUACAAAACACUCUCUAAUAGAAGACGCCCGAAUUGUGAUAUGUUUAUAAUGUUUAUAAGCCGAUACCUGUUCACGGAAAAAAUUCAUUCAAAUGGUGGGCCGUCGUUCAGCAAUUGCUUCGCGCUCAGCAAUGUCGUUUACACCGCAACGAUCUGCAACGAUCAUUUCUUGUUCUUCACACCUGGUUAUUGCACGUACACUCGUUAGCCGCGCAAACGAUUACUGACACGCGCCAUAUUUUAUCAAGAUAUCGAUACGAUUGUUACUUCGAGCGAUCGAGUUAUAUUCGGACGGGUAUAUUCAAAGCGUACCAAACGCAACGAUUCAUUUGAAUUUUUCAUUAAGAAUGUUCAAUUUUAAUUCGACAAAAGAUUUUCCAUGCAAUUUAAUAGAUUGGGUACGUUUUAUAAAAAAAAAAAAAAAAAAUAACGUGAUAAUGUUAUUGCGUAGUUUUCGAAAUAUAAAUUUUUAAUUUACUUUUAUCAUGAAUUUCGACACAUUUUAUCGCAAACGUAUCAUCGAUCUUUCUCUUGAUCGCAAUACUGAAACAUUUUCUUCCGUGAACAAACAUCGUGGAUCUUGUUAAACAAUGGAAAUUAUUCCGACAAAUUCACACAUAUAACUAGAGUAAGUACGUGUGUGAAUUUUCAAUUCGAUGUACGUAUACACAUUGCACAUAUUAGGUGAAAUUGUGUAGAAAAUGUCGUUAAUUGAGAACAGAAUUAAUUGAGGAUGAACAUUAAGAAAAACAUUAAUCCUCGUUACUUUUAAUUCUAUUAAAUUAAUUUAAAUUUUUAUUUUACAAAAAAUAUAUACAUAAGAAAGAGAAAGAAGAAUCUAACUGUUCUUGAUUGACGAUCUAUUCUUGAUUAAUGUCGUAACGCAUAUUUAAAUACUUGAUGUUGCGAAACAUCGCGACCGACAAAGCCUCUCGAUCGAAAUCGAGGAAGCGAUAGAGGACAACUUCAAACGUAUGGUUCGAUGAUAAAAAACGGGGACGUGCCGGAAAACUAUUUAAAAAAGAAUCAGACAGAAAGAGUGAAAAAAAAGAAACAAGAGAAACCGGCUGAUUUACUUUUACUCAAUUUUAAUUGAACACAUGCGUAAAACAAUGAACACUUCAUCCUCCGCCAACGGAUAUAAAUGCGAGAUUUAAAGUCGCCAAUACGCACGAGUCAUGUGUUUAAAAGAAGCAAUUACCCUAAAAAGAAUCGCGCGUAAGAAUUACUUACUAGGGUGUUUUCGUUGAAAGAUAAAAGGAUAAAAAAAAAAAGAUAAAAAUCCCAACGUAUUUACGAGGUAGAUAAUAAAAACAACAAUAAUAAUAAAUAAUAAUAAAUAAUAAUAUUUAAUUAUGAUAAAGUAAUAAUGAUAUAAUAAUAAUAUUAUUAAUAUUAAUAUAAUUAUAAAUUAGUUGCAGCUUUCUGUGUAAGGUUAUUGUGAUAUUUAAAAAGAAAAAAAAUAAUAACUUUACCGUAGCGAUAUAAAAUUAAUUCAGAAUUAAGAAUCUGAUAUUUAGUGAGCAAAUAAAAAAGAAAGAAAUAACCAGUAUGUCGACGGGGCUUUUGAGUGAUGCCUCUCCGCGAUCGAUUCAAUAUGGUUACGUAUAGAGAAUGGAUAAAGAAAAAAGAAAAUACAGCGACCCGUGAGCGGCCGCGUCUCUCUCUCUCUCUUUUUUUUUCGUCACCUUCUUCACGGGCGAGGUUAGAACGACAAUCUUAGGCCUCGUCAAAAUACUGCCGGAUACAUAAGGACAUUCCGAAAAUCGGUCGCAAACUAACGCCAGCUGAUUAGAUUAAGCUAUUUUUUUUGCAGUCGAAUUCGAAUGCAAACAAUUACAAAAAAAAAAAAGGGCAAAGUAAAAGAAAUAGACGGAGGAAACAGAAAAACGAAAAGAUUUUGAUCGAGCUGUUGCACGUAUUAGUGCGAAAGAAAUUCUUGCGAUCUGCUUCGAUUAUUCGGAAAGUCCAUUUUGCAUCUGGAUCAAUCCGUCCAUAAUAUGUCUCACGCUUGAGGCAUUUGCACAAAUCUGUGCAUAUUAAUCAUUGGGACUACAAAAACAUAUCAUCAUAUGUAAUGGUAAUGAUACCGUAUACAUAUAUAUACAUAUGUAUACAUAUAUAUGCACAUAUAUAUACAUAUAUGUACAUAUACAUAUAUAUAUAUAUAUUUAAAAAAUAUUAAGCAAUAAGAUUUUAUUUAUAUGCCCGUAGAAGAAAAAAUUGAAUGAACAACUGCAUAUCAACACGUGUGUCUGGGCAAGGAUUAGCUUAUACAUGAUAUAUAUAUAUAUAUACACAUAUAUAUAUAUAAUUAAAAUAUAAAUAUAUAUAUGUAUAUUAAUAUAUAUACAUAUAUAUAGGUAUAUAAUCUUUACUUCGUCGUUGUCAGGCGUUAAUGUUAAACUUAAUUAUCAUUAAUUAAUUAUUAGAUUGUGAAAGAAUUUCUUCAGGUUCUAAGCAAGAUUUGGAAAUAAUAAAACGAGUAAAAUACAUAGC
Bombus huntii is the source of this 20920-nucleotide messenger RNA. RefSeq names its product protein couch potato. The transcript is spliced from 9 exons. The record is from RefSeq and is a predicted model, not a curated record. The coding region runs from base 81 to 1061 and encodes 326 amino acids. Gene Ontology annotation, molecular function: mRNA binding. NCBI's taxonomy places the organism in Eukaryota, Metazoa, Arthropoda, Insecta, Hymenoptera, Apidae.